AUGCGUAGAGGAUCCAAUCCCAGGGAGCCUAAGCAGCACAAAGAGAAGAAGGGACCCAGACAACCAGCAAACAAGACAGCAGUGUUUUUGGCUGGUGGCGACAAGCCAUUGGCUGGUGCCUUUGCAUGGCCCGGUCAUUUGAUGAAGAAGUUGCUGUCCCAGCAUCCUCCUGAGAGCCGGCUGCAUCUGCAGCUACAUUCAGAAUUUUCGGGAGCUGGCACCGCUGAGAUUGCAGCAGCUGCGAUCUGCAAUGCGUCGCAGGGCAUGCUGACCCUGGAUGUUGUCUCUGUAGGAGACUGGGACGCUACGGCUCAGACUGCUCUUUUGUCAAACACAUCAGGUGCAACCCAUGUGUUUUCUGACAUUUCGCACGUGUGUGAUGCUGGCCUUCUUGCAGAAUGUCAAGCACGUCUUCCUGUGAAGGUGUUGAUGACGAGCAGCGAUGUGACCAGAGCGUGCGGAAGUUUUAAUUUCAUGACGGCCGCGGAGAGCACAUCUGUUAUGGGAGUGCCUGGUGAUGAUACCCAGGCGUUGCAACGUGAUGAUGCUUCUGGUGGCUCCGUGCUCGUAGACAUAGAAGUACUUUUCAAGCGAGAGUCCCGAAAGGAGGACACCUUUCACACAUUGAAGGCGGGGGUGGGCAAUGCACUCAAAGACUACCAGCUGAUGUCGGUGGUCGGAGACGUAGAGCAGAAUCCAGAUGAUCAGCUUUUGAAUGCCAAGAGAGCAAUGCAGGCAUCCGGCACGCAUGCCUUAUCAUGA
Symbiodinium sp. CCMP2592 is the source of this 762-nucleotide messenger RNA. The record is from the annotation of a GenBank genome assembly. NCBI's taxonomy places the organism in Eukaryota, Dinophyceae, Suessiales, Symbiodiniaceae.